Messenger RNA from Phaeodactylum tricornutum CCAP 1055/1, 1049 nucleotides. RefSeq lists its product with no specific name. The transcript has a single exon. The record is from RefSeq and is a predicted model, not a curated record. The coding region runs from base 153 to 1049 and encodes 298 amino acids. NCBI's taxonomy places the organism in Eukaryota, Bacillariophyta, Bacillariophyceae, Surirellales, Neidiaceae.
AGCAGUCUUGCUUCCGAUCUGUGUAUUCGUUGCGUCUUGCUGCAGACGAUUGCGUAUUGUAUCAUCUGCAAUCUCACCAUUUGUUUUCCCCUGGCUGUACUGGAGGCUACACCAAUCUUCCCGAUCUAAAAUCGUGUUCGCCGUAGCAUACAAUGGCAACAAAGAUAUCGGAAAACUCGUAUGAGCCCCGCCAAUCGCGGCAUGUGUCCGAAUCCAUUACUCCUGCCGACGGAGAUGUCUGGCAGGAGCGCCUAGCGGUAUGUGAAGGCAUGACGAACCAGGGCGAACUAAAAUUGAUGAUACGCUCCUUUUUUCGCAACGCACGCACCCACAAGCGAGUUUGGGAUGAACAACCCUCGGGUGCUAGCAACGUUAUCCACGCUGGUGCCGAAAUGCGCAAGCUUGCCCAACUACAAAAGGAGGAGCUACAGUUGACUUUGAACAUGAUACCUUCUGAAGAGGCACGCGAGCCGGAGAAACUUAUUAAAAAGAAAAAGGGCCUCUUUGGGAGGUUUAAAAGAAAGGACAAGUCAUCGCACCGGGACGAGUCCAAGGAUUUGAAUUUACAGCGAGCUAUUGAAAGAAGCAUGUCGGAGACGCAAGGUGACGCCGAGCCAGUGGUUUAUUUCAGGACCGAGAGCAAUGCUGGCUUCGAUCAUACGACCCAUUCCCCUUCGAGACCAACGGAAGACGAGGAAUUACAGCUCGCAAUGGCAUUGAGUAUGUCAGAGGUAAGCGAAAGCCAACACGAUUCCACAAAUGAUUUUGGUUUGUCAGAAGAGGAGCUUUUCCAAAGAGCCCUUCGCGCAAGUAAGAAAUUCUCCGAAACCGAGUCUAGCAAUUCCUAUCUUUCGAAAGCUACGGAUCGCUCUGACGACGAACGUCGUGCCUUGCAACACCCAUCGGGAGUUGUCACGCCGUCAGCUUCGAUUUCAUACCAGGGAAAAACUGACCCAAACGAAAGAUAUCGUCUGGCAGUGAGUAAGACGACAAACAAGAAGCCGCCGCCGUCUUGCGGCCACAGCACUGAAGAUUCCAGACUUUUGUAG